Molecule: messenger RNA, 1948 nt
Organism: Papilio xuthus (Asian swallowtail)
Lineage: Eukaryota; Metazoa; Arthropoda; Insecta; Lepidoptera; Papilionidae
Gene: NGR-A1
Product: neuropeptide receptor A1
Exons: 3
Coding region: 298-1584 (428 amino acids)
Biological process (GO): G protein-coupled receptor signaling pathway
Cellular component (GO): plasma membrane; neuron projection
Molecular function (GO): peptide binding; somatostatin receptor activity
Source: RefSeq, a predicted model, not a curated record
UCGACGUUGCUGCAUGUGUUUCGCGUUCGGCCGAUCGGGAAACUUUAUUCGCUCACAUCGGGUUUGGAUUUUUGUUUCAGUGAUUUUAUGUUAUAAUUUGUAGGCAAUGUAAUUUUUAAAAUAAUAUUCUGUGAUCACCACGUUAUUUUCGUUGCAAUAAAUUCAAAUGGCUCUUUAUGAAAUUUCGUGAAAAUUGUGUGCGCUGUCUACUGGCCGCCGCUAGUCGUCACUUACUCGUACAAUGUAAUACCGAGUAGAAGAAUACACUUUAACAGAAGAAAUAAAAACGUAGUCAAGAUGGAGAUCGAGGAAGUGGAGAUGUACGGCCACAGCAACUACUCCUUCGACGAGAAUUCAACAUUGAACGGCACUUACGAAAACUGCCCCAAUAUAAACCUACCCGUGGUGUACGUGGUGACGCAGGUGUUGUACGCGCUCGUGUGCGUCGUCGGCCUGCUGGGUAACACCCUCGUCAUCUACGUCGUGCUGCGCUACUCCAAGAUGCAGACCGUCACCAACAUGUACAUCGUCAAUCUGGCCAUCGCCGACGAGUGCUUCCUCAUAGGAAUACCCUUUCUCAUAAUAACGAUGUCUGUGCGCUCGUGGCCGUUCGGGCGCUUUAUGUGCAAGGCGUACAUGAUAUCGACCGGCAUCAAUCAGUUCACGAGCAGCAUCUUCCUGUGCAUCAUGAGCGCGGACCGGUACAUCGCGGUGUGCCACCCCAUCGCCGCGCCGCGUCUGCGCACGCCCUUUGUGUCUCGUCUCGUCUCAGCCGCCGCGUGGACCGCCUCUGCCCUCGUCAUGACGCCCAUCUUCAUGUACACCACGCUGAUCCAGAGCGACAACGGCCUUUCUUGCAACAUCGUGUGGCCCGAGCGCGAGUUCGCCAAAGGACAGGCCUCCUUCACACUCUACUCCUUCGCGCUGGGCUUUGCCGCGCCCCUCACUCUUAUAUUCGUCUUCUACUGUCUCGUCAUCCGCAAGCUGAAAACCGUCGGCCCGAAAAAUAAGUCAAAGGAGAAAAAGCGCUCGCACAGAAAAGUUACGAAGCUGGUGUUGACAGUGAUAGCGGUAUACGUGCUGUGCUGGCUGCCCUACUGGGCGUUCCAGGUGGCGCUCAUCUAUUCCCCGCCCACCGAGUGCGCCAGCAGGAUCACUAUCACCGUUUUCCUGGUGGCGGCUUGCUUUAGCUACAGCAACUCCGCCAUGAAUCCCAUCCUGUACGCUUUCCUGUCGGACAACUUCAAAAAGAGCUUUCUGAAGGCGUGUUCCUGCGCGGCCGGAAAAGACGUGAACGCCACGUUACACGUGGAAAAUAGCGUAAUACCGAGAAAGAAGGGAGGCGGGACGGCUCGAGCGCAGGCGCGAGCCGCGGCUGAGACGCGCGGACUGACAGCCGGCGGCGGUGCGGGCGGCGCGGCGCGCGCGAUUUGCCCGGCCGGCUCGCGCUCCGAAGCCUCAACCGCGGUGACGUCGCGUUCGGCGGCCAGCGAAGCGAUGGCGCUGGAGGUGCGACCUGCGGCGUCUCCUGCGACCCUCACGCCCCUCAUAGCGCACAACGGCGUGUCGCACUCGCGGCUCUGAGUGCGGGCCUCUCGCCCUCGUCGCGAGCUCUCGAGUGCUGUGCUCGAGGAGGACACUCUCAUAGUGUCCAUCGAUUAAAACCGUAAAGACUGUACGACUGCGGCCUCGUGAGGUGGAUGAACUUUUCACACCUAGGUGUAAAGUUACAAGUGUUUCUGUUGAUAUAUAAAUGUUCGCAGACCCGAGUAGGAAUUGUGAGUGAUUGCAACUCGUGGACGAGUAUAACGAGCACAGUUUCGGCCUAGGGUUGUAAAGAUGAAUUUAUUAAUGUAGAUAGAUUUUUAUCACAUAGUUAAUAAGUUUACCCUUUGUAUACAAUUAUUAAAAGAUAUUGUUGUAAAAAUGUACAUAUCGUGUAAAUAAA